Lolium rigidum is the source of this 2458-nucleotide messenger RNA. Its product is annotated as G-type lectin S-receptor-like serine/threonine-protein kinase B120. Bases 114 to 2423 code for a protein of 769 amino acids. The transcript has 7 exons. Gene Ontology annotation, biological process: protein phosphorylation; recognition of pollen. Gene Ontology annotation, molecular function: protein serine/threonine kinase activity; ATP binding. Lineage: Eukaryota; Viridiplantae; Streptophyta; Magnoliopsida; Poales; Poaceae. The record is from RefSeq and is a predicted model, not a curated record.
UCGGGCGAACUGGUCAUGCUGCUGUGGCUAGCACAAAAGUGGGAGCGGUGUUUCGUCUCCAAGCAGAACAUCCAGACUCCAGAGCAUUUCCAUAGACCACUCGUCACAAGCAUAUGUGGAAAAUAGGCAGGACUCUCCUCCCCUGUUUCAUCCUCCUAUUAUCGAUUUGUUUCUGCAAAUCCGAUGACCGCCUAAUGCCUACGAAGCCACUCUUGGCUGGGGACAAGCUCGUCUCAAACAAUGGCAUCUUCGCUCUUGGUUUCUUCUCCCUGGAGAACUCCACCGCAAACUCAUAUUUAGGCAUAUGGUACCACAACAUCCCGGAGCGGACAUAUGUCUGGGUGGCCAACCGCGACAACCCAAUCAGCAGCAGUGUGUCCGGGAAGUUGGUUCUGACCAAUAGCUCUGAACUUGUCCUGUCAGAUUCUAGAGGCCGUAUCCUCUGGAUGACGGCGAACAAUGUCACCACCGGGGGUGAUGGAGCUGUGGCACUGCUGCUCGACACAGGAAACUUUAUCCUCCAGUCAAGGAAUUUCAUGCAGAUAUGGCAGAGUUUUGAUCACCCGACGGACACCAUCCUCCCCGGUUUCAAGGUUUGGGCAAACUACAAGACCCACACAGCAGUGCGCCUUGUUGCUUGGAAGGAUUCUCAAGAUCCGUCCACUGGGGAAUUCUCCUUCAGUCGUGACCCUAGCACGGCCCUCGAGAUCCUCAUAUGGCGUCAGACAAGCCUGUACUGGCGCAGCGGACUGUGGAACAGCGCGACAGCCUGGAAUAACAACGGAUACAUAUGGUCCCAGAUCGUCGACGAUGGGGAGGAGAUCUACUCAACGUACAGCACAGGCAAUGACUCACGGAGAUCGCACUGGAAGCUGGACUACACUGGCGACUUGAUGCUCAGGAGAUGGAUUAACCAGUCGUGGGAGGUUUUAUUCAAACGCCCAGGUGAUGGCUGCCGAAACUACGGCUCAUGUGGUCCGUUUGGUUACUGCGAUAGCAUGGCGUCUAGCGGGGAAUGCAGGUGCUUCGAAGGGUUUGAGCUGGCAGAUGGCUUCAGUGCCAACUUCUCCAGAGGAUGUGUGAGAAUGGAGACGCUGAGAUGCCGCGAUGACCACUUCCUGCCCUUGGCGGGGAUGAAGGUGCCUGGGAAAUUUGUGUAUGCCAGGAACAAAAGCUUUGAGGAGUGCACUGCUGAGUGUUACCACAACUGCUCCUGCACCGCUUAUGCUUAUGCCAACUUGAGCAGUAUCCUCGCAACAGGUGGUCCAUCAAGAUGCUUGAUCUGGAUAGGGGAGCUUGUUGACUCGGAAAAGUCCGGCGCACUUGGUGGCAACCUGUACCUUCGGCUGGCUGGCUCACCUGGGCACAGUUCUGCACUAAACAAGAGAAAGAGCAGUGUGGGUGUUGUACUAAAGAUUCUACUCCCAGUUAUAUCAUUCCUGCUGAUACUCACAUGCAUAUAUCUUGUCCUUGUAUGCAAGCCAACAGGGAUACAAGUAAACAAGAAAAGACCGGGCCAGGGACAGUUGAGCACUUCCCAAGAAGUUUGGGAUGAAAAUUUGGAAUUCCGGUCUAUUAUGCUUGAAGACAUCUCCACUGCAACAAACAAUUUCCAUGACAGAAACAUACUUGGAAAAGGAGGUUUUGGAAAAGUCUAUAAGGGAACACUGGAAAAGGGAAAGGAAAUUGCUGUUAAAAGGCUUAGCCAGGGUUCUGAGCAGGGGAUAGAGCAUUUUAGAAAUGAAGUGGUUCUUAUAGCCAAGUUGCAGCACAAGAAUCUAGCUAGACUUCUUGGCUGCUGUAUUCAUGAGGAUGAAAAGCUUCUUAUUUAUGAAUACUUGCCCAACAAAAGCCUAGACAAGUUUAUUUUUGAUAUUGCAAGAAAGUCUAUGCUUGAUUGGCCAAGAAGGUUCAACAUAAUCAAAGGUGUAGCAAGAGGACUUCUAUAUCUCCACCAAGAUUCGAGGACGAUGAUAAUCCAUAGGGACCUCAAACCAAGCAACAUCCUGUUAGAUGCAGAGAUGAACCCAAAAAUAUCAGAUUUUGGAAUGGCGAGGAUCUUUGGAGGCAACGAGCAACAAGAAAGUACCAAACGAGUUGUUGGGACAUACGGUUACAUGUCACCUGAAUAUGCGAUGGAGGGCAUCUUUUCAGUGAAGUCUGACACAUACAGCUUUGGUAUUUUGCUACUGGAGAUUGUGAGUGGAUUAAAGAUCAGCUCACCACAUCAUCUUGUGAUGGACUUCUCAAACCUCAUAUCUUGUGCAUGGAACUUGUGGGCAGAUGGAAAAGCAGCGGACUUCAUGGACGCGGCUAUCAGGGAGGGCUAUCCCCCCAAUGAAGUGUCAAAGUGCAUCCAAAUUGGACUAUUGUGUGUGCAGGACAGCUCCAAUGCGAGAACCAACCUGAGGUUGGGUGGUUAGGAGGAUGGUUGUAUCCCCAGCCCACCAGAGUUCAA